Messenger RNA from Rhopalosiphum padi (bird cherry-oat aphid), 784 nucleotides. RefSeq names its product small ribosomal subunit protein eS7-like. Gene Ontology annotation, cellular component: cytosolic small ribosomal subunit; ribosome; 90S preribosome. Gene Ontology annotation, molecular function: structural constituent of ribosome. Gene Ontology annotation, biological process: ribosomal small subunit biogenesis; rRNA processing; translation. The coding region runs from base 158 to 742 and encodes 194 amino acids. The transcript has 5 exons. The record is from RefSeq and is a predicted model, not a curated record. Lineage: Eukaryota; Metazoa; Arthropoda; Insecta; Hemiptera; Aphididae.
UAUAUGAGACUGUUGUUAGGCUAUCUCGAUUCUCGAUUGCCGUCGUCUCUCUCCUUUUUCAUCGAACGUGCAUGUGAUGGCUUGAGAAGUUCGGAUUUUCUCUUUGAUUUGUUGUGUUGUUCUCUCAAUUCUUUCGUAACGUUACGCGUUCUCCAAGAUGCCUAUCCCGACACAAGCUAAAAUUGUUAAAAAGGGCAGUGCUGGUCCUGAUCAAUUCGAGUUGUCCAUUUCUCAAGCUCUUUUGGAAUUGGAAAACAAUAGUGACUUGAAAGCUCAACUCCGCGAAUUGUACAUUACUAAAGCUAAAGAAAUUGAACUCUUAGGCAAAAAGAGUAUUAUUAUUUAUGUGCCAAUGCCACAAAGAGCACAAUUCCAAAAAAUUCAAGCUCGUCUUGUUAGAGAAUUGGAGAAGAAAUUCAGUGGUAAGCAUGUUGUCUUCAUUGGUGAUCGAAAAAUUUUGCCUAAGCCAACAAGGAAAACCCGUACCCAAAACAAACAAAAACGCCCCAGAAGCCGUACACUAACGUGGGUCUAUGAUGCUAUUUUGGAUGAUUUGGUAUUCCCUGCUGAAAUUGUUGGCAAACGCAUUCGUGUGAAGUUAGAUGGUAAACAAGUCAUGAAAGUACAUUUGGACAAAACUCAGCAAACAAACAUUGAACAUAAGGUGGAUACUUUUGCUUCAGUGUACAGAAAGCUGACUGGUAGGGAAGUGACUUUCGAAUUUCCUGAACCAUAUUUAUAAAUCCUUAUUUUUAUCUAAUAAAAACGUGAUUUUACGACUUUA